Messenger RNA from Haliotis rufescens (red abalone), 3212 nucleotides. RefSeq lists its product as uncharacterized. Bases 42 to 3191 code for a protein of 1049 amino acids. The transcript is spliced from 10 exons. The record is from RefSeq and is a predicted model, not a curated record. Gene Ontology annotation, biological process: proteolysis. Lineage: Eukaryota; Metazoa; Mollusca; Gastropoda; Lepetellida; Haliotidae. Gene Ontology annotation, molecular function: cysteine-type peptidase activity; protein binding.
CCCAGGGAGGGGAGGUGUACCUCUAUAAGAUUACCUCGGGAAUGAGAGAAGAUAUCUGGAAGGAUGACAAAUAUCACUUCCGAAGUGAUGGAACCCGGAAGCAGCCUGGCUCGAGUCCAGUCAUAGUGAAGCAGUACCACAAGGCUUACACCGAGGACAAGACAACAACAAGGGCCUUUGUCAGAGAAGCAUCGUAUCUGUACAACCAGCCUCUGAAACACAUCCUAGUGCAAUAUAUCGGGGACCACACACAAGCACAGCCUGCUCCACAACGCAAGAAGCGUGGUCAACAGACAGUUAAUACCUCAGGUGACAGUAAAUGUAGGAAAGUAGAAUCAACUGGUGGAGCUGUGCAGUCAGGUGUCACGGAGAACAGUAACUCCAACCUGGACCCUGAAGAUCAUUCAUCACCGACAGGAUUGGAAGACAACGGUAAAUCAAACACUAUUCUAGGUGUAACAUUGAAUGGAGCAAAGGUGUCAGAGACAGAAACAAAGAAUGAUCACGGCACAAAUCAGAAACGCUGCGGGACAGGAGAUCAUAGAAGUGAUGAUGACAUUGAAUAUUUAGGUACAACGUCAGGCUCCCCUGUCAAGAAACCUCGUUUGCAGCCUCAAGUUGAAAAUGACCACACAGUUCAUGUACAAGAGGACGUCCCCCUGUCACGUGACUGUACAUACACAGUUGGCUGCUACAUCAUCAGAGGAGAUGUUCUGUCUCGCCUGGAAACCAACGAGUGGCUGACAGAUGAAAUCAUGGACUCAUACCUGCACCUCCUGGAGGGAGAGUGGUGUUCCCGUGUCAGCUUCCACUGUCUGGUGCUGCCUACAGAGACAAUCCUACUGUGGGAGGCAGGACAGUACACAGACAGAAUAAGGGGGAAAGAUGAAAAUUUGACAAACUACACGUGGAUCUUAAUGCCAGUGAACAUGCCACGUAAUCAACAUUGGGUGCUACUGGUGGCUAAUGUCAAGGAUGGAACAGUGGGCGUGGUUAAUUCUAAACCCUCCUUAGAUGUGGAGGACAAGGUUGUACAACACUGGAGGCUCUUUGUAAACUACUUGAAAUCUACGUCUAAGGAAGGGAGCAAGUUAUGGAUGAAGAAACAGUACCCAGUGAUAGAACAGUCUGAUGGACACAGCUGUGGGAUAUUCGUUCUGAUGGCUGCUGAUGCAAUUUUCUCGGAGAAGUCUCCAGGCAUCAUGAGGAACUGUCACGUUGAGAAAUACAGGCUGUAUGUACUUCAGAGGAUACUACAGUAUGCCAAGGUCAAGGGAGAUAUGCAAGGUGGAGGAAAUCACAUCAUGGCAGUUGAUGGACUCGGUAAUGACAAACACAAAAUUCAAACUUCCAUGCUGGGGACAACAGAUGUACUGGAAAAUAGCUGUUCAAUGACAACAGAACAAGGAGGUCCAACUAUUCAUGAAGGAACCGACUGUGCUAUCGCCAGUGAUGAAAAUACUGAUGACCACCCAUGUUUGGAUCAGCACCUGUUGCAUAAGCAGAAGAUGGCGUGCUUGUUAGUGGUUGCUUUGGCGGAGAAUAACCUGGAGGAGAGGAUGCUAUGGGCAGGGUCUGACACAGGGACUCGCGUGGAAAGAGAAACCUACAAAAAAUAUAUUGUUUGGGCACUUAAGGCUUUUGACAUCAAUGAAGAAGAAUACACUGAAAAUGUGAUGAAACAUAUUCUAUCCCAAUUGACGGGAUGCUGUCUCCAUCAUGAAGCAGGCUCAUAUAGAAUAAGAAAUCAUAAAGUAGCAAUAAAGCUAAGAGAAAUACUGCUACGUGAUGUUAGGCAGUUGGUUGAAAGGAUGGAUAUCGAGUUCAUAUUUCGUUAUGUGACAUUUAGAGAUGAUCCAACUGAAGACGAACAACUAAAUGUGUCUUUCAACCUCGAAUUGAAACAUGAUGAUCUGCAUAUUGUAGCGAAGCGGUUUGCUACAGCUUUACACGGCAGAAAGUUUGCCUUUGUGUGCAUGCAUUCCCUAUUCAAGGUAGAGACAUUUGUUGAUAUGGUUUGGGAGAAAUUGUUGCAUAAUAUGAACAAGGACAGUUGUGUACUGUUGAAAGUAUUGUCAAAUAAUGACAUUGUACAUGGAUAUUCCUUUCUGUUUUGGGCGAGCAUCACAGACAACUCACAUUUGUUGAGGAGAGCAUUGUUCAGUGUUCAAAUGAAUGCAGAGAACAGAAAGGAAGCUUUGUUUGGAAGUUGCUUUGGGAAUAGUUUAGCCAACUUCGAUUACCUGUUUUCCAAUAAAAACUGGAAGUUGGAUAAGUUGUGGAUGACACUACCCAAACUCCCAAGACCUCUUAUCAUUAAACUGCAGUUGGCAGUUGCAGAUGAUCUGGGAGUAAAGUUUGGUAAAUGUUCACUUUUGCCUGUAUGGAACAAGGCAAAUGUUUAUGAGAAACGUGUUAAUGGCAGCACACCUCUACAUGAUGCAGCCUGGCAGGGGCACAGGGAGGUUGUGGAAGUGUUAUUACAGAAAAAGGCAAAUGUUUAUGAGAAAGAUAAGGAAGGCGGCACACCUCUACAUCAUGCAGCCAGCCAGGGACAUAGGGAGGUUGUGGAGGUGUUAUUACAGAACAAGGCAAAUGUGGAUGAGAAAGACGAUAAAGAAGAAACUGCUUUACAAAAAGCAGAGGCACAACAUCACAAUGAUAUUGCAAGGAUUAUAACUGAGGCAACAAAUAUACAUGACCUGACAACCAACCAUGGUACAAUUAUAGAUAGGGUGACAACCGAUGGCCAGUUUCUUAUGAAAUCAUCGUCAGUUCCACAUGGAAGCUAUAACAAUGGCGGUUUGCUUACAUCCACACCACCAACAUCAACGUGCCCCGUGAACCACGCAUCAAUAGAAUUGCCAGGGGUUUAUGUUCCGAGUCAACUGGGACAAGCAGUUUCCACAGACAGACAAAGUGUUAUUGAAGAGAUCGCUUUGCAGUCAUCCCAACCAUAUCAUAUAGACGGAAAUCUUAACAACCUCCAUACAGAUCCUGCACGCAUGGAGAUACGUUCACCCAAUCAAAGAACAGAAGCUAUAUAUGGAAACUCAAGUCAUGUUCCCACCUGUGUCCAUGCUCCAGUAGUUGGUGACACAGUGCCUAGUUCAGAUAACACUAGUAAUUCUGAGAAUGUCAUCAUUCACUACACUGAGUCUGGGGAAAAGAUAGAGCUGCAGCAGCUCUAAAAGUGGUCUAGAAAGGAGUUA